AUGAAGACUGUCGCUUUUAUCACUGGUACCCUCGCUAUCACUGGGUUGGUAUCAGCAAGAGUUACUGCACCCCUGGAGAAGCGUGCGCAACCCAAAGGUAUCGACGUGUCUGGUUAUCAAGGCAAUGUUGACUGGGCAGCUCAGAAGAGCGCCGGAAUCACGUUCGCGUAUAUCAAAGCCACUGAGGGAACUGGAUAUACCAACCCCUACUUCAAUCAGCAAUAUAGCGGGUCAUAUAACGUUGGUAUCGUCCGUGGCUCCUAUCAUUUUGCUCGCCCAGACAUCUCUUCUGGAGCCACCCAAGCAAACUAUUUCUUGGCCCAUGGGGGAGGGUGGUCAGCUGAUGGAAAGACACUACCAGGCGCUCUUGAUAUUGAGUAUAACCCGUAUGGCGCGACCUGUUACGGCCUUUCGGCGGCAAGCAUGGUUAGUUGGAUUAAAGACUUUAGUAAUACCUAUCAAUCGAAGACGGGUCGUUAUCCCACUAUUUAUACUACCACGGAUUGGUGGCAGACAUGCACUGGAAACUCUGCUGCAUUUGGCUCUACUAACGCCUUGUGGAUCGCCCGUUAUGCCUCUGCUGUUGGCACUCUCCCCGCUGGAUGGGCCUACUAUACUUUCUGGCAGUACAGCUCUUCACCCCUUGACCAAGAUUAUUGGAACGGGGAUGCCGCUGGAUUGGCACGUUAUGCGAAGGGCUCUUAG
This is a messenger RNA of Rhizoctonia solani, 705 nucleotides long. RefSeq names its product lysozyme. Gene Ontology annotation, biological process: peptidoglycan catabolic process; cell wall macromolecule catabolic process; carbohydrate catabolic process. Bases 1 to 705 code for a protein of 234 amino acids. The transcript has 7 exons. The record is from RefSeq and is a predicted model, not a curated record. NCBI's taxonomy places the organism in Eukaryota, Fungi, Basidiomycota, Agaricomycetes, Cantharellales, Ceratobasidiaceae. Gene Ontology annotation, molecular function: lysozyme activity.